This is a messenger RNA of Cantharellus anzutake, 1140 nucleotides long. RefSeq names its product Cullin repeat-like-containing domain protein. Gene Ontology annotation, biological process: exocytosis; Golgi to plasma membrane transport; intracellular protein localization. The record is from RefSeq and is a predicted model, not a curated record. Bases 1 to 1140 code for a protein of 379 amino acids. Gene Ontology annotation, cellular component: exocyst. The transcript has 7 exons. NCBI's taxonomy places the organism in Eukaryota, Fungi, Basidiomycota, Agaricomycetes, Cantharellales, Hydnaceae.
AUGGCCACAUCUCAAGAAGUACUGCACCAAAUGGGACGAAUAGGGGCUCGUUGGAAAGCUGGAGACGAGGAGGUUGCUGACGGGAGGAUAGCGUUACUGAGGCUCGGUGGAGACGUCACUAGGGCAUUCAAGACCACAUCGGAAGAGUUAGCGGCUCGCCGCCGCAAGGAGCGCGAAGGCGAACAGGAGCGUCGCAGAAGUUUGUGGACUGCUGGGGAGCGGGCGUCGAUGUACAAUGUGCUAGAGGCCGAUCAUAAGGCUGGACUCUCAUCAUUGCCCGUCCUGUCACGAUGCGAGAGAGGAUCGGCGGAUCGAGCUGAAGUGGAGACCCAAGCAGUUGCUAUUGCUUUAUGGCGGUGGGGUGAGGCGGUGGAGAUUGUCGAGCGAGGCCAAAAGGACCUCGCGGCGUUGCCCUCUUUGGCCCCCAAACUGACGUCACUCAUUGCCGAAUUGACUUCAGCUCUCUUACACUCACUCUCAGACCCCUCACUCAGUAAGUCAGCUGUCGUGGGUGUCACGUCUCUCCUUCUCCGUUUGAACGAAGGCAUUGCUGCUCGUAACGUGUUCCUUUCCGCGCGUGGUUCGCUCACCAAGAAACGCACCAGGAUGAUUGCAUUCGAGGGUGAAGUAUCCACCUAUAUUGCUGAGCUCGCAUUUGUGGUCUUCACUAGCAUCAAGCACACGGCUAAUUGGUACUUGGCUAGUUUUGAGGAGAACGAGAUGGCAUCCACACUGAUCCAAUGGGCCAGAGAGCAGAUUGAAUGCUUUGCGACUAUGUUCAAGCGGCAAGUGAACGAUCCGCACAUUGGACAACAGGAUGUUGAUGCGUCAAUCUUGGCGAUGCUAGAUCAAAACAAGAAGGUAUUUAGCUCUCUCCAGAUUUUACAUGAUAAUGGGAAGGAUUUCGCGCAUCUUCUCAUGACCCUGAUAGAACCGCUUGCUCUGUCAUCUUUGACGACUGUGCCCUUGCCAUCUACAUUCACUCCUUCCAAUGCAUCAAUCCCUCCCCUUGGAUCCCCCCAGCCUCCAACGCUCAAUAUCUCAACGUCUCCACUCAAACUGUCCAACACCUCAGCGCGUGCACCUCACUACUUCCGUCCCGCCUUACGGUCUCCGAAAAGCCAAAGAGCCGGAGCGUGA